This is a messenger RNA of Papilio polytes (common Mormon), 1036 nucleotides long. It is a transcript of the gene Adi1, whose product is annotated as 1,2-dihydroxy-3-keto-5-methylthiopentene dioxygenase-like. NCBI's taxonomy places the organism in Eukaryota, Metazoa, Arthropoda, Insecta, Lepidoptera, Papilionidae. The record is from RefSeq and is a predicted model, not a curated record. The coding region runs from base 93 to 647 and encodes 184 amino acids. The transcript has 4 exons. Gene Ontology annotation, molecular function: acireductone dioxygenase [iron(II)-requiring] activity.
CUUGCUUAAAUAAGUGUCAAAACAGAUUGAAGUGUUGUUUUAUAAAGUUUAAAGUUUGGCUUUCUCUUAUAAAUUAAAUUACUGGAAUAAAAAUGGUAAAGGCCUGGUACAUGGAUAAUGAAAACACAGACCAACGUUUAGAGCACCACAGGAAUCCUCCAGAAUUUAUUUCCAUAGAGGAUUUAUAUAAGAAAACUGGCAUCGAAUAUUUUAAGUUAAAUGUGGAGACAUUUAACACGGAUGGUGUAUUGGAGAAACUAAAGAAAGAGAGAGGUUACAGCUAUGAGGAUCAAAUAACUGUCUCAAAAGACUGCCUGCCGAACUACGAGGACAAAUUGAAAGCAUUUUAUAAAGAACAUUUGCAUACUGAUGAAGAAAUAAGGUUUGCAGUGGAAGGUUCCGGUUACUUUGACAUCCGAGAUGACAGUGACCAAUGGAUCCGCAUCCUGGUGACUCCCGGAGACUUGAUUAUCAUCCCCAGUGGCAGUUACCAUCGCUUCACUGUUGAUACUAAUAAUUAUCUGAAAGCGUAUCGUUACUUUGUGGGCGAGCCGGUGUGGCUGCCGUACAACAGACCCGCAGACGACAUGGACUGCCGCAAGGAAUAUCUUCACAAACUUCAGAAAGGAUUUGGUGUUGCCGCUUGAGAUAAUCACAUCGGCCUGUCCCACCAGAUCGUAGAUUGUCUGAUAACAAUCCAACGUGUAAAAUAUGUGAUGGAAAUAUCCGAUUUUGUUAUCUUAUCUGACAGUGACGUCAAUUUUAUGCUAUCUGAGCCUCUAUCAGCCAGUGGUGGGACAGGCCCUUGAAAAAUAUGUUAAUACAACCUUUCUUGCCUUAACUUGUUUUAACUUCACAUGUUUUUUUCGGCUAUAUUUAAGUUUAAAAAUCUAAAUAUUAUGUAAUCUAUAAUACAGAAGUAUAAAAGAAAAAAAAUAAUUCUUUGUUGCCAUGAAUAUGUUUAGUAAUAAGAAAGUAUAAAUCAUAUAAAUAAGGGGAUUUAUGUAUAUUUUGUGAAUGUAAUGUAAUCUUUAUA